Molecule: messenger RNA, 441 nt
Organism: Adelges cooleyi (spruce gall adelgid)
Lineage: Eukaryota; Metazoa; Arthropoda; Insecta; Hemiptera; Adelgidae
Exons: 3
Coding region: 1-441 (146 amino acids)
Source: RefSeq, a predicted model, not a curated record
AUGAGCAACGCGGUUAAAGCAGCCAGCCAAGCGGGCCUGUUUCUGUUCCGUCGGCUUUCCGCCAAUGCCGUAGAAUUCCUAUUGUUGCACACCAACGAAGCGUCCGGAAGUUGCUUGGGCGAGUGCGAGGAACCCGUCCAAGGUGCUCUGAGGAUUACGGAGUGUUUGACAGGACUCACUAAGUGCGACAUUGACGUUUUCUCAAAGUACAAGUACCCACUCAAAUACACCCACCUCGAAGAUUCGAACGAGAUCGACUUCUUUUUGGGUCACGUGCACAAUAACAACAAGCAAAUCGUGAUCUCGGACUGCCAUUGUGACUACAAGUGGAUGAACUUGGAAUGCGCGUGCAACCGUAUGAAGUACAUCGAGCUGAAACAAAUGGCCAAAUGUUACCAGAACAUAAUCAUCGACAACAAGUUGGGAAACUACACAAUAUAG